UCCGCGUUGACGGCAUUGAGUUUGACAUUUCAAAUUAGGGGGUGAAACGUAAACAAACGCAGUGAGAAAAACUAUAAUUUUUGUUCAAAGUUAUCUUGAGAUUCUAUAGCUUUCUGCAAAAAUGGCAUCCAAUGCGAUAAACUCUUCGAUGAUGACGGUAAAUUUGCAGCUUGCCGAUAUUUUUCAAUACGUCGGAGGAGGAAGCAGGUUGAUAGUCGAAGGUGAACGGGUGUUUCAAGCUAACCACUUGCUUCUUGUCGGAGUUCAAACCGUGCACGAGGACGGCUUUACCAUAUUUGCGACUUGUUUGAAGUCAUCAUCACCUAGAGCUGAUCCACACAAAAUUUCCAUCCGCACCAGACCUUCCUUUGAAAAGUGGUCUUUUCAGUGUUCGUGCAAAGCUGGAAUGGGAAAAUGCAAACACAUAAUGGCCGUUUUAAAACAUCUUCUAAUGUUCCCUUCAGUUCCAUUGCUUACAGUAACAGAUUUGCAACAAAAGUGGGGUAAAAUUGCAGAAAAAGUUGCUGACGAUAUGUACAAGACAACACCAUUGACCGCAUUCUGCAAAAAAAUGACGAAUACAAAAGAUACGACUGAAGCUGUCUCGCCGGCGGGUUUGACUCACGAUGAGGGUACCAACAUUCUUCAGCUUUUCGUGAAAGGAUUCCCUGAAAGCGGUCUGGCAUACGAAAAGAAAGGACGAGAAAUGAAAAAUAUUGACAAAAAUAAUGAAUCUGAUGUUCUGAAUACACUUCUCGAUAUAGAUUCUACUUAA
Molecule: messenger RNA, 775 nt
Organism: Toxorhynchites rutilus septentrionalis
Lineage: Eukaryota; Metazoa; Arthropoda; Insecta; Diptera; Culicidae
Exons: 5
Coding region: 122-775 (217 amino acids)
Molecular function (GO): zinc ion binding
Source: RefSeq, a predicted model, not a curated record